Messenger RNA from Hyaloscypha bicolor E, 669 nucleotides. Its product is annotated as SGNH hydrolase. Gene Ontology annotation, molecular function: phosphatidylcholine lysophospholipase A1 activity. Lineage: Eukaryota; Fungi; Ascomycota; Leotiomycetes; Helotiales; Hyaloscyphaceae. The record is from RefSeq and is a predicted model, not a curated record. The transcript is spliced from 3 exons. Bases 1 to 669 code for a protein of 222 amino acids.
AUGGCGACAGUUAAGAAGCAGUUCAGGAUUCUCUGCUUUGGAGAUAGUUUGACGGAAGGCUACACCCACCACGGUCUCUCCUUCACCCCUUACUCACUCACACUGCUUGAAAAACUGCGAACCAACCUCUCCCUAUCCUCUCAAUAUAAUAUUGCCAUUGACACGGAUGGAAUGAGCGGGGAUCAGGUGACUGGAAGCUUUCUGGGACGAAUGGAGGAUCGCUACGAUCAUCCAUUGACAAAGCAUUUGCCAUACGAUUGGGUCGUCUUCCUGGGCGGAACCAACGAUCUCGGCUGGGGAAAGUCUACAGAGGAGAUCCAUUCGGCCAUCAAAGCCGUGACGGACAUCCCUCUCUCGUACUCAGCUCGCGUCUUGAUCAUGACCGUGCCUGAAUGCUCUGCCAAGAUUGCGAGUCUGGAUGCCAGGAGAGAUGAGUUGAACCAAGCCAUCUGGGACGAUUCCCGUGACGACGUAUUCACACUCGACCUCUACGCCAAGAUGCCCUACCAUUCCAUGUCCAAGGAUGAGAGAAAAGAAAUCUGGGACGAUGGGCUGCAUUUCACGGCUGCCGGGUAUGCCAGGAUUGGAACCCUCGUCGCGGAGAGGCUGGUUGAGAUUCUGCAGCGCGAGGCUGAACUCAGAGAUGGGGAAGACCAAGACCAAGACUAA